AUGGAUCCCAGGCUCGAAAAGCUCUUUGCUCACUUUACCCGGAUUUCUUUCUCGAUAACCGACAACAUAUCCCCGUCGACAUUUAACAUCGAAAAUACGAUGCAUGAUUCAUCUCGACUGAUACCAUAUGCCAAAGAUCACGACCGUCUACAACUUGCACUCCUCUGCGUUGAAAGCGAGAUCCACCGUUAUGAAGCCGAUAUAGCUAGUCUUAAGGCGCUCCGAGAGGAAGAAGAAGUUAUACGAAAAAGCCUCAAAAGUUUCUCCGAUAUUCGGCAAGCCAAGAUAAAGGAAUACAUGGACGAAUUUCAUCCCGCCGAGUACGUAGAUUCGACUGGAAAGGUAGUCGUUUUUAGUCCCAGGACACCGUGGAUCCAAAACAAAGGCCCGAAGGAAUCGACAGGAAGAGACGAGCAGACGCAGGAGUUUCCUUUUACCAUGGAGGGGAUUGGCGCGGACGUUUUGGCCGCCGUUUUGGAACGCAUAAAAAAAGCUGAGGAUGCAAAAAUCAAAUAUAACGAACGUGUUGCUCAGAGAGAAGAACUUAUAAAGUCAAUUGAAGAAUUGUAUGCAACCGCGUUCGAUGGAAAUACUCCUGAAUUUCCUCAUGAAGACCAGCUUGAAUUACUUGUCGAAGUAGCUAAAAUUGCGGUAAAGGGAGAACAAGCCGCUCUUGAGAAACUGGACCAAGAUGGGCUCCUUAAAUUAGAGCAUGUCGCAAGGGAAGCAAAUAUUCAUUUGAGUGAUAUUUUUGAAAAGAUUAUUGAUAUGUGCGAAGAUCUCGAGACCCAGUCUUGGUCAUUACCUAGGGUCUACAUAAUAAAAGAGUUCUGGAAGAUCAAUAUGAUCGACCAAUGUCGAUUGGCUGCACAGCAGUGCCAGACGUGGAAAAGGCUGACCCAGCAGUACUUUGAUGAGCAUUCUGAUCCAUUGUUCUCAGAGCAUGUUCUAGACAAGAUUCCUCAAUUCGAAGCUAUGGAAUUGGCUGGAUUAUUCUCUCGGGUGACACCCAAAGAACAUGUGAUUGAGAAAGCAAAAGAUAUAGGAUUCAAGCUUUCCAGCGACGCUUACUAUGCAAGGGCCGAGAUUGAGGAUGCAGUGAAGCGGAUCGAGGGAUUAAGGUUACGGGCUGAGAAAUCAGUUACAGUAGCCGAGAAAGUGCUCGAACUCCGACGUCGCCAACUUAAUGCUGCACGAAGCCAGAUCUUGGAUCAUGUAAUUGACCCAAAUAGGUGUCCCGUUGAACAAUUGUCUGAGCGCCUUCCCGGAUACCCAGAGCUGGUCACGAUACACGGCUUAUCCCAGUUCCACCCUAUGGUCUCUCGUUUAUUAUCAAAAGCCGAGACAUACUCGAUAAAUGCCUACGUUAGGGAGAUCGUCCAGUCGCGAUUGAGUCGGAUUCGAAGGACAACGUGUCCUACUGCUCUUCUCCCCACACGAUACCAGCCCCCCACGUAUGACGAACUCGAUGAUCCCGAUGUCUUUAAUCGACGCAAUCAGAUUGAGGUUCCUCCUAUAGAUGGGGAGGCUCCAACAUACUCUGAGGAGCCGAACUAUGGAGGGAGGAUUCAGGUGGAUGCGAAUGAACUGACGCCAAUCGUCCAACGAGAGCUGCAGGAAACUCUCUCCGAAGCACGGGCGCAACUUGGGCUCGGGAACAGUCCGCCGCCAGCGGAUGAAGUUCAAACUUUAAUAAUGUCGUUGGUGGAUAUGCUAGGGGUCGGGGAUAGACCCGCACCUGUCCGAAUUAUGCGCUUUUUGUAA
Molecule: messenger RNA, 1764 nt
Organism: Rhizoctonia solani
Lineage: Eukaryota; Fungi; Basidiomycota; Agaricomycetes; Cantharellales; Ceratobasidiaceae
Exons: 10
Coding region: 1-1764 (587 amino acids)
Source: RefSeq, a predicted model, not a curated record